CAAAGACUCGGAUCAUUCCCUUCUCCUCAACCCACCACGUUGGCCUACGAACCGGCCCCAGGAGUACACUGCUCCUCCACUUUCCUCCCAGCCUUGGCCUCACAACUCAGGAAAGGCACAGAAGGCCGGCAAAACACUGGCUCGCCUUCAGGAGUAAAUGGCAAGGCUUACUCGACCAAUCGACGUCUUCGCCGCAACACUUACCAUCAACAAUGAUGUGGACGACGACACGAAGAAGGACUUCUACGCUUUCUUCCACCUACUUCGAUCGCAACUUGCUGCAGUGGCACAUAAAAUCGCAGACGAGAGGCAGGAUCGCUACCUCCAGGCGCGUGCGCUCCAGACAACCUCUAGGAAGAAACGCGAACCUAUGCUCUCCACAGAACAGAUUGUUGACCGCAUUAAGGAGACUGAAUUGGCAAAGAAAAUCACCAAUCCGAAACCAGAGCGCGGAGCGUCCAACUCGCGAGGAGGCGGAGAACGUGGAGGCCGCUGUGGUGUGGUAAACCCACACGGAGUAUAGACGGGGUAUCCAGGUACAAGGGACGGACACAACACCUGAUAUGACACGAUGGGAGGAAUAGGUACAGGACACCCAUAC
Messenger RNA from Gamsiella multidivaricata, 601 nucleotides. RefSeq lists its product as uncharacterized. The record is from RefSeq and is a predicted model, not a curated record. NCBI's taxonomy places the organism in Eukaryota, Fungi, Mortierellomycota, Mortierellomycetes, Mortierellales, Mortierellaceae. The transcript has a single exon. Bases 158 to 523 code for a protein of 121 amino acids.